Messenger RNA from Miscanthus lutarioriparius, 609 nucleotides. The record is from the annotation of a GenBank genome assembly. NCBI's taxonomy places the organism in Eukaryota, Viridiplantae, Streptophyta, Magnoliopsida, Poales, Poaceae.
AUGGCCGCGCUCUGUUCUUCGGUUGCUUCCCGAGGCUUGGCACUUCAGACCGCCCUUGUGGUUUCUCCUCCUCCUCGCCGCCGCGGGACUCCAGUGAUCUCCGUAUCACCUCAUGCUCACCGGCAAAGUCUUAUCGGCUCAACGACGAAUUCUUCAGGCACGAGCCCGAUCAAAAGAAGUACACGAAUUCGUGCAGUAGAUCCAGCCUCUGCAAAUUCGUCUGGCGGAAACCUCAUAAUCCCAAUUCCCGACCUGCUUUCAGUUUUAUCAUGGCCCUGGAUGUUUGGUGCGGCCAUAGCUGCAGCAGUACCUCUCUACAGAAGGUUCAGAACAUUAGAAGAUAACGUAGAGAAGGCGGCGGAGGCGGCGAUCGAGGUGAUCGACACGGUGGCGGAGGCGACCGAGAAGGUCGCCGACGAGGUUGCCGAAGCGUUCCCCGGCAAUGAAACUCUGAAGCAGGCAGCCUCCAAGAUUAAGGCGAUCGCGGAUGAGAUCGAGGAAGAUGCCGACAAAGCUGAGGCCCUAAUUGAGAAGGUUGACGAGAUAAAGAAAGAGGUGGAUUCAAUUAUCGAUCCUCUAAUCGACAAGGUCACGAAGACCAAAUCCUAG